CUUCCUUCCUCUCACACUGCAAACAGGCACUUCUCCCUCUCAACCCUCAACCCUUCUUCUUUCAAUCUCGCCCACCUCUCAACGCUCAGUUGUUCCUUGACCCUUAUCUCUCUCCCUUACUCUUACACGCAUUCUUUUACUCACGACAGCGUAAUGGCCCCCACAAAGCGCAAGGCUGCUCUUCCAGCGCCUGCUCUUGCCAAGAAGUCUCGUAAAGUCGUGGAGCCAGAGCCAGAGUCUUCCAGCGGCGAAGAGUCCUUUGAUGACAUGAUCGACGAAGAAGAAGAAGACGACGACGACGAGGAUGAGGACGAGGAUGAAGGCGAUUAUAUCGAAGGAUGAAGAGGAGGAAGACCAGGACGAGUUCAUGGCAGCAGCCGAGCACGACGCCUCAUCAAAACCGCAGAAUCUCGCGGGUGUGAAAAACUCGUCUCUUUACAAAGCACCGACGAACGAGGAAAUCCAGGGAUUACAGGAAUCAUCAGAUCUGUUCAAGUCCAACAUUUUCAAGCUGCAGAUCGAGGAGCUGCUGAAAGAGGUUCAGGUCGAUUAUAAGAAGGCCCAGCCACUGGAGGCUGCUCUCCGCAAACUGAAGGAUAUCUUCGAUCGCACGCCGGAGCAUCAGGAACUUUCUCUCGCUGCUAUCAAGAGCAACAUGAAGAAAAAGUCGGUUGUCAUCCCAUUCCCUCAACCAGAGCCAGCGGCCGAUAUUCAAUAUACAUUCGGUUACAGCGCCCCUUCCGCCAUGCACCUCGUCGGCAGUUUCCCGUUGAAGACCGUCUCAAAGAACCGCCAUGGCUGGAGUGUAGAUGUCGCUGUUGAGAUGCCAGAGGAGCUCUUCCAGGAGAAGGAUCACAUGAACUAUCGCUAUUUUUACAAGCGCGCAUACUAUCUUUCCGUGCUUGCUGCCGCUGUUCGGGAUAAGAAAUCGGGCAUGUCCAACUGCAAGACCGAGUUCAGCACGCUUAACGGAGAUCAGCGCAAGCCUAUUUUGAUUCUGAACCCGUCUGGAGAUAAAAGCGAGACCGACUUCAAAAAGAUGCGGUGUACUAUUCGAAUUAUUCCCUAUAUCCCUGCCUCAGUAUUCCCCGCCCAGCGACUGGCGCCCGGUCGUAACAACGUGCGUUCAGCGGAUAUCACGGAACAGCCCCCAACUCCUCAGUAUAACACAGCCCUCCAGCAGGACACCGCCUUCACAUCUCAUCUCGCCUUCCUUUACCAGCACAGCAAAAGCUGUUCCGGCUUCAAAGACGCUUGCAUCUUGCUUAAGGUCUGGGCUACACAGCGCGGACUUCUUCGCCGUACUAGCGAAGGCUUCAAUGGAUUCUUGUUGGAGAUGCUGAUGGCAUAUCUCUUGCAAGGCGGAGGCGCUAAUGGAGGAAAGAAACUGGCGAACGGAUUCAGCUCAUACCAGCUCGUUAAGGGAACUAUCGACUACAUUUCACAGCACGACUUUGAUGCCCAGCCUAUCUUUAUGGGUCAGAACACGACAUCAGGAGAAUUCUCUAAGGAGGCCUUUACCGGGAACUUUGAGGUCGUGAUCGUCGACCCUUCAGGAAAGAUCAACUUGGCAGGACAUGUCUCCAAAGCAGCACUUGAUGAGCUCCAGCACGAGACCCGUCUGGCCAUGAAAUUCUUUACAGAGUCCAGCGAUGACAAGUUCGAGGCGUUGUUCUUGAAGAGGGUCGAUAAUCCCAUGUUGCGCUUCGAUAAUAUGGUCAAGAUCCAUGCACCCAAACAUCUCGGACAGCUGAAGAGCUACACCAAGAAGGCGGCCCUGGACUAUCCUUCGCCAUUCAUCCAUUUCGCUCACUCGAUCGCGCCCCUGCUCAAGCGCGGUUUGACAGACAGAGUUCACCUUGUCGCCACUCGUUUCGAUCCCCUGGAGAACUGGGCUACAUCAAGCGCAGCGCCCGACUUUGGAUCAAACUCUGUUAUCACCAUCGGACUUUUGUUGAACCACGAGGAGAGCUCGCGUCUGGUCGACCUGGGGCCUCCUGCCGAUGAUCUGGAGACUGCCAAGGUUUUCCGCGAGCUGUGGGGCAACAAGGCAGAGCUUCGUCGUUUCAAGGAUGGCAGUAUUCUUGAGAGUGCCGUGUGGGAGGCGCAGGGAACGGAUGCUCGCCAUUUGAUUGUCGGACAGAUGAUUGGUUACUUAUUGAAGCACCAUCUCUCCGUACCUCAUGACUCGGUGCACUACUGGGCUGGACAGCUCAACAAGUUUAUUCAAUACAACAGCAAGGUCGUCCCUGAGCGGCUUUUUGACAACAAGACUGCCGCCGCCAGUGGAUUCCAGUCUACCGUCGCUGCCUUUGAGUCACUCACUAAGGCCGUCAAGACUGCUGAGGAUAUGCCCCUUUCCGUCACCCAUAUGUACUUUACCUCGCCUGCCGCACGUCUCUCAUCGACCUUUAUUCCCCACCCCCGCGACUUCAACGUACCAGCAACCAAUUUCCCGGACAGUGCCCAGUAUGUCGAGCCGUUGGAUGUUGUCAUUCAGUUCGAGUCCUCACAAAAAUGGCCUGACAAUUUGAAGGCGAUCCAGAGAAUGAAGACGGCGUUUUACCUCCGUUUGGCCGAGAAGAUCAAGUACAAGGGCAUGCGCGCGACCGUUGUGGAGGAGACCGAGGAGGAAUCCUUGGGCGUGAAUGGAUACAUGGAUGUUUGUGUUGCACCUGGUUACGUGUUCCGCUGCAGGAUCUCCCACGAACGUGAGAUUACCCUGUGCGAGAAUGUGAUCUCGGACCGCAAGUCGAGCCACAGCCUCAAGGAGCAGCACCAGAAGGCACUGGAUCUCUACAACAGAUACUUUGUCCAGGCACCGAUGCACACAUUCCAGCUUCACGCUCUCUGCCACAGGCAUCCUUCGCUCUCACAGACGAUUCGCUUGACAAAGCGCUGGGUGAGCGCUCACUGGCUCGCACCGUUCUUCAACGAUGAGACCUUGGAACUCCUGGCUGCUGCGGUCUACGUCGACCCAGCACCGUGGGCGGCCCCUGCCAGUGGAUUCACCGGAUUUGCUCGUGUGUUGAACCUGUUGGCAAGCUGGGACUGGAAGCACGAGCCCUUGGUGGUCGACUUGACUGGAGAGAUGACUGGCAAGGAGCGGGAAGAGAUCCGCCACAACUUUGCGAACACGCGCAAGAACAUGAUUGCAUCGACAUCGGCUACAGCGCCCCAGGUCAAGACGACAGCGAUCUCGAGCGAUCAUGCGACCAUGUUUAUUGCCACGGGCAAGGAUACGUUCUCAAAGUGGUGGACCUGGCAAUCGCCGUCACCGAUGAUCGUGGCCCGUUUGCGCACACUGGCCAAGACCAGCUUGGACCAUAUGACGAAGACGAUGUCCUCAUCCGAGACGACGAGCUCCUCGGCGUUAAACGCAAUCUUUAUUACACCGACGGUGCACUAUGACCUCGUAAUUGAUCUGGAUCCAGCGUUGUGCACGCGCUAUGCACAGAACUUGGCCCCGAACGCCCAGUCCUUUGUGACGAAGGGCGAUAAGUACAAGAACUUGGGCUCGUUCCAGAAGAGUGUCUUUGGCGAUGAGAUCCUAAUCGGCUUCGAUCCUGCUGCCGAGUAUCUUGCAGAAUUACAGAGAGCAUAUGGAGAUAUUGCACUGUUCUUCCAUGACCGAUAUGGUGGUACGCAGAUUGGAGUUCUUUGGAACCCGAUCACGCUGAGCCCAAGGGCCUGGAAGGUCAACCUUGGCUUCAACAGCAGGCCUGCAGAUGUGAACAAGGAUGGGGUAAUGGAGGUUAAGAAGGAGCAGCAGGACUCGAAAUCAAAGGGCGGCAAGACGGGCGCCGGAUCCAAACUGGUGGUGCCUAACAUCGAAGCGCUAAUUAGUGAGAUGGAGAGGGUCGGCCAUGGUCUUGUGCGGUCCAUCCAGAUCAACCGGGAUCCCACUGCGACUAACUAAUCAGGGGGCGACUUUACUAUAUUUCCGUAUCCAUUUCAG
Messenger RNA from Gamsiella multidivaricata, 3958 nucleotides. Its product is annotated as Nrap protein. The transcript is spliced from 7 exons. The record is from RefSeq and is a predicted model, not a curated record. Gene Ontology annotation, cellular component: UTP-C complex; CURI complex; small-subunit processome. The coding region runs from base 305 to 3919 and encodes 1204 amino acids. Lineage: Eukaryota; Fungi; Mortierellomycota; Mortierellomycetes; Mortierellales; Mortierellaceae. Gene Ontology annotation, biological process: rRNA processing; tRNA export from nucleus.